ACGGGCGGGAGGUGAUACUCGAACAGCUGCGGGCGCAGGCGAGUGCUGCGGAGCAAGGGUAAGGGUGCCGGCACUGGUGUCAGCAUGGCUUCCCCGGACUCACAGGCCACCACCUACGCUCCGCCCGCCGUGCCCUCGGGGGUCGUUGCCGUGCUCCUCACCAUCCCCUUUGCCUUCUUCCUACCGGAGCUGGUAUUUGGGUUCUUGGUCUGGACACUGGUGGCCGCCACGCAUGUCUCGAGACCCUUGCUGCAUGGGUGGGUGCUGUACGUGUCCCUCACCUCGUUCCUCAUCUCCCUGAUGUUCCUGUUGUCCUACCUGUUGGGGUUUUACAAGCGAUUUGCGUCCUGGAGAGUCCUGGACAGUCUAUACCAUGGAACCACAAGCAUCCUGUACAUGAGUGCCGCCGUCCUGCAAGCACACGUCACUAUCAUGUCUGAACACUAUAACAUAAAUGAGUACUACAUCAACACUGCAGCUUCGUUCUUCGCCUUCCUCACCACCCUGCUCUAUAUUCUGCACGCCUUCAGCAUCUAUUACCACUGAAGGGCCAAGGAACCAAAGCCAGUGAGACUCGCUUUCUGGAGGCCGUGUGUGACUGUCCCCAAAGCAGGUCUUGCCAUUUGCCAUCCGGGUGAUAAACACAAGUCCAGCAAACCACCCACCAGACCGUCUUUCUGGAAUGUGUGCGGAGGCCCACUUCGGCAUUUUUCUCUCUGGACAUUUUUACUCCUCACGGUGACUAUGAGGAAACUGUCCCACCACCAAUGAUGACUGGCCCCUACCCUGAAAAUCCACCCCGUCCUCCACCCUUCGCCUUGAAGAUGACUGCCUCUUGAAGUUACUUACCGUGAAUUCAGCUCUUCUAGAAAAACAACUUUGAACCCCUCACCAGUCAAAAUACCAGCUCUGCCAUCACUCCUGUUUAGGAUCUCUUGUCUCGGCAAUGGUGCUCCCCACGAUAGGUUUAGGAAUAGCCAAUCUUAGUUCCUAAGAUCAGCAAAGCUCCAUGAAGGCCUGUAGGUCUAACAUAGCACCACCCUUGUGCAGACCUCCCUUGUAGCUACUGCUGCUACCCUGGAGCAGCUGUCCCCCUCUGCCUUCUUCCUCCCGUCCCACCCCUGCUUCCUCCGCAUUAAAGAUCCAAAGAAAAUGUACAUAAAACCAA
This is a messenger RNA of Microtus oregoni (creeping vole), 1168 nucleotides long. Its product is annotated as MAL-like protein. Gene Ontology annotation, cellular component: membrane. The coding region runs from base 85 to 546 and encodes 153 amino acids. The transcript has 4 exons. Gene Ontology annotation, molecular function: structural constituent of myelin sheath. The record is from RefSeq and is a predicted model, not a curated record. Gene Ontology annotation, biological process: myelination. NCBI's taxonomy places the organism in Eukaryota, Metazoa, Chordata, Mammalia, Rodentia, Cricetidae.